Sapajus apella (tufted capuchin) is the source of this 2838-nucleotide messenger RNA. It is a transcript of the gene FRMD1, whose product is annotated as FERM domain containing 1. NCBI's taxonomy places the organism in Eukaryota, Metazoa, Chordata, Mammalia, Primates, Cebidae. The record is from RefSeq and is a predicted model, not a curated record. Gene Ontology annotation, cellular component: cytoplasmic side of apical plasma membrane; cytoskeleton. Gene Ontology annotation, biological process: positive regulation of hippo signaling.
CCUUGUCCUGGCUCGGCCAUGCUGGAUUCCUAGCCCAGGCCUCCCUCUCAGUUCCCUUCCCCUCAAGAAGCUCGGUAAGGGUGGGUCCCGGAAGGUGCAGCUGUGAUCUGGGAGGUGCUGAGCUCCCACCUGCGACCCGUGGCUGGGGAGGGCCCAGUAACGACAGCAUGGCAGUGCCCCCAAGAGGGAGGGGCCAUAGGACCACCCAUAAACCUGACACGUUCUCUCCUGCAGGGGUGCAACGGACAGAGCCCAGUCCUGAGAGGCCCGCGUGCAGCCGCAGGAGCCGACCUGGAGAUCGCAUGAUGGCCUCGGAGCACAGGGAUGUCCUCGUGCUGCUGCCCAGCCGGGAGCAGCUGCGGCUGGCCGUGGGCGUGAAGGCCACUGGCCUCGUGCUUUUCCAGCAAGUGUGCAACGUGCUGAGCAUCAGAGACACGCAGUUCUUCGGCCUCUGUGUGGUCAGAAACAAUGAGUAUCUAUUUAUGGAUCUGGAGCAAAAGCUCAGCAAGUACUUCCCAAAAGACUGGAAGAGAGAAAUGUAUCAAGGAAGCAAGAAAUGCAGAGCGCCCUUCGUGGCCUUCCUCCGAGUGCGGCACUACGUGGAAAACGGAAGGAGCGACCCCCGGGCACAGCACCUGUACUACUGCCACCUGAAGGAGCAUGUGCUGCGGUCCCAGUGCGCCCACCAGGAGGAGGCCUACUUCCUGCUGGCCACCUGUGCGCUGCAGGCUGACCUGGGCGAGCACUGGGCACCGGCCCAUGCCGGGAGGUACUUUGAGCCGCACUCCUACUUCCCACAGUGGGUCAUCACCAAGAGGGGGAUUGACUACAUCUUCCGGCAUAUGCCUGCCCUGCUCCACAAGCGCCAGGGCCUGAGCCUCAAGCAGGCCAUGCUGCGCUUCAUCCAAGGCUGCCGGCUGGAGGACGUGCCCAUGCACUUCUUCAGGCUGUACAAGGAUAAGGAGGAAGUUUGCUCCACCGUGAUCCUGGGACUGACCCUCAGGGGAGUGCACAUCUACCAGGAGGUGAACCGAGUUCCACAGCUGCUGUACGACUUCCCCCGGCCCCACGUCGGGAAGCUGGCGUUUCUGGGGAAGAAGCUGGAGAUCUGGCCGGACGGGCUGCCCGCGGCGCGGAAGCUGGUUUACCACACGGGCUGGCGCUCACGGCACCUGCUGCACCUGCUGGGCACCAGCCACCAGCUCCAGCUCCGCAUGCGGCCCGCGCUGCACGUGCUGCGGCGGCGGGAGGAGGCGGAAGAGAAGCAGCGCUACCGGGAGUCGUACAUCAGCGAUGGGCUGGACCCCUUGUGGACCCGCCCUCAGGGGUCCAGGGGCUCCCGGAGAAGCCGCCGUUCUCUGGCCCCAGGACCAGUGGCAGCCGCCCUGGCACACAUGACAGCCAAGGACCAGUGGGCCCAAGGGGGAUGCCCAGGCACCCAGCGGCAAUGCCCUGACCUGCCCUCCAGGGGCCAGACCGUGAGGAUCGGAGCUGCCUCCGCUUGCCGGGAGCCCUGUGCCCAUGUCAGGACCAGAGGCCACAGCGCUCAGGUUGUGUACCAGAUCCGGGAGAUGAAAGCCAGGGUCAGUGAGGAGCAGCAUAGCCACAGCCUGGACGGUACGCGUCUGCACCAGCUGGCCCUGCACCCAGAGCCUGCCUCACUCUGCCACACCAUCCACUGCACCCUGGACCUCAGGCUGGCAUCCCCCUGCGAGACCAGGGCCACGCUCCCCAGCAGCAGGUCCAGGAACUGCCUGGCUCUGGACCUGCUCAGGGAGGCCCCGCCCCCACAGGAGUUUGCGGUGUGGGCACCAUCUACCCAGCAGCACCAUCUACACCGCCAGCCUCAGGUAGCUCAGCCCCCACCCACCCACUGCCACAUGGCCCUUGGCCCUUCCUGCCCACCGGAUGCUGCCCCCACCUCCGCAGCCAGCACGCUCCACAGGCUCACCUGGGACAGGUGUGGAGCCGGCUCUGACAUCAACCUGGGAGGUGACAGACAGUCCCACACCUCAUGCCUGCCCGAGGUGCACCUGGGAGCUCCUUCCGUCGGGGUCUCCAGGGAGUAGGUUCAAGGUCUGGCAGGUUCAAAGCCAUGGUGUUGACCUUAGCCCCUCACCCGUCCUAAUCUGGGAGAGAAGGUGACAGAGGGCCCCAAACCUGGAGAGAGAGCUCUGACGUUUACGCCAGCUCCCUGGGAGACAGUCCUGGUGGGCACCGGCUUCCAGGUCCCCCGAGCCGAGUUCACGGUGGCUGUCGCUGUGCAGGACCCAGGCCCCUUCCAGACCUGGACCCUCCUGCAGUUCCUGCUUGCAAGUGCUGGGCCUGUCAGACAGAGGCCCCUCCUGAGACGCAAGCCCAGCGCUGUCACCUCAGACCCAGCCCAGACCCUCACCCACCACCCACGUGAGUGACACACAGAAAUUAGUCAAUGACUGUGCUUUCCCUUCCAAGUAAGACCCCACUGCCCCCAGGCUAAAGCCAACUCUGCUGCCACCUCAGCCAUGACGCCUCAGGGCCCGCUCUGCUCACAGCACAGGUGGCUUCCUUAGGUCAUUGCCCUGGGCGGGGUGGGGCUGGUGCAGCCCAGAUGGGGAAGGAGAGAGGCUUUGGUGACACAUAGGGAGUGGGGGACUGGCUGUGAGUGGCAACUGCUCUGACCGGGGUGGGCUCCAUGGGUCAUGCAGCCUCAGCACCUCAGGCUUUGGAAGGCCUCCGGAAUGGGGUCUCCCUCGGGCUCUGAAAGACCUCCGGGGUGGGGUCUGCCCAGGGCUCCUCCUCCUGCACAAGACUCCAGCACACGUGCACAGCUGCUGUCCUCUGCAUUUAGGAGAGUGG